This is a messenger RNA of Macrosiphum euphorbiae (potato aphid), 1383 nucleotides long. The record is from the annotation of a GenBank genome assembly. NCBI's taxonomy places the organism in Eukaryota, Metazoa, Arthropoda, Insecta, Hemiptera, Aphididae.
AUGGGCUUUAAUAAAAGGGUUGUAGAUGAUUUUUUUCAACUUCUUGGUGGGUUAAUGGAUCAAUAUAAAUUUAAGCCUGAUAGGAUAUAUAACUGUGAUGAGACGGGGAUUUCUUCUGUACCAAAAUCCAAAUCUAAAAUUAUUGCAUCAAAGGGUAGGAAACAAGUUGGGGCUAUUACUUCUGCUGAACGCGGAGAAACCGUUACUGUUGAAAUUUGUAUGAACGCUGCUGGUACGUACAUGCCACCUUUCUUUAUUUUUCCAAGAAAAAGGUUCAACAGUGAAUUUAUGAGAAAUGCCCCAAUUGGUUCAAUAGCUGAAUUCCACCAAUCAGGGUGGAUGCAAAAAGACAUUUUUGAAAAAUGGAUGGUGCAUUUUAUUCAAUUUUCUCAUGCUACUCAAGAUAAUCCAGUUUUAUUAUUGUUAGAUGGUCAUUGUACUCACACUAAGAGUAUUGAACUGAUUCAAAUAGCCCGUGAUAAUGGAGUUGUACUCCUUUGCUUUCCUCCUCAUUGUACUCACAGGUUACAACCUCUAGAUGUCGCAUUUAUGAAGCCUCUGAGUACAUACUAUGACAAAGAAACUACAAAUUGGCUUAGAAACCAUGGCGGUGAUGUUGUAACAUUAAAACAACUGGCUGAAAUUUUUGGAUUAGCUUUUAUAAAAGCUGCAACCAUGACAACAGCAAUCAAUGGUUUUCAAAAAACAGGAAUUUGUCCGUUUAAUCCAGAUAUUUUUAAUGAUUUGGAUUUCAUGGCUGCUGAGACAACUAAUGUACUAAUAGAGAAUGAUGAUAUGGCUCAAGUUUCCAGUGUUCCGCCUUUACCAGUCAUCAGAGAGUCAUGUACGUUACCAGAAGCUUCAAAUUCUACAACAGAUAAUGAAAAAGUACCAGAUCCUAUGCCUGGGUGUUCACACUGGAAUGAUCAAACACCUAAAGUAAAAAAAACUACAUUUAAAAAUGUUUCACCUGAAGAUGUUUUACCUGUACCUCAGCAAACAUUAGAAAAUAGGGAAAAGAAAAAAAGGAACUCUCGCUUUAGAGGAAAAACUGCUGUUAUAACAGAAUCUCCAUAUAAAAAAGCAUUGGAAGAGCACCAAAAAAAUAGUAAAAAGUUUCCAGCUAAACGCAAGGUUACAAAUGUAAAAAAAAAGUUAUUUUCCAAACCUGACAAACCUUCCAACAAAGUGAAUGAACAAAAUGAUGAUCAAACAAGUAAUGAAGAUGAUGUUGAAUGUCUUUACUGUGGCAAUACCUAUUUGCAAUCAAAUGAAGGCUGGGUUCAAUGCAGGGCAUGCUUAAAAUGGGCACAUUGUUCUUGUGCUGGCGAAGAUGACAAUGAUGAUGAACUGUAUCACAUUUGUGACAUUUGUAAAGUUUAA